AUGUUGGAGAGGUUUCUGGAGUUGGAGAAGUACCUACCUGGUGUCAUUCGAAAGUGCCAAAAGGGACUGUUUCCGGCUCCGUUGACCCACAGCCAAAUUGACACACUCCAGGAGCUUGUAGAAAUUAUGAGGCCUGUUGAAUCGGUGAUCAGGGAAAUAAGUGGAAGUCACUAUUCCACGUGCAGCGUAAUUAUUCGAAUCGUUUCCUGUCUGACAAAAUCAAUCAGAGCCAUGAAGCUCCUCACAGAUGAAGGAAUUAUGUUCCAAAAUAAAUUACUAGAAAAAAUCAACGAGAAGUUUGCGAAUGUUGAAGAUCACAAGCUCCUAGCGAUUUCCACCAUUUUGGACCCAAGAUUUAAAAAACUGCACUUCGAUCAUGCCCUUGCGGUAUCUCAUGCUGUCGAAAGGAUAAAUAAAGAAAUGAAGUCGAUGGGUAUUGAAGAUAGCGAGAAGAAGAAAGCCUCUAUAUACAAGUCCGAGGAUCCCAAGAGGUUCAGUUUGUGGAGGAGCCACGACGAAUUGGUUGCAAAAACCACGGACGAGGCUACUAAGGAUGAGCACUUGAACGACAAACUGCGACAAUACCUCAAGGAACAACCUAUUCCACGACACGAUGACCCAUUUAAACAUUGGCAAUCCCUUCGCCCUGCUUUCCCCACUGUUUACGAGGUGGCUAUGCCUUACAUAAGCAUUAUCAGCUCCUCUGUACCAUCGGAAAGGAUCUUCUCGGAGGCUGGCUACAUUAAGACCCUUGAGAGAAAUAGACUGACUGGUGAGCACGUCAAUCAUCUCCUAUUCCUCGGAGAUCUUCCAAGAGAAGAGUGGGACUUUUCAUGA
Messenger RNA from Diachasma alloeum, 837 nucleotides. Its product is annotated as zinc finger BED domain-containing protein 4-like. The coding region runs from base 1 to 837 and encodes 278 amino acids. The transcript has a single exon. Gene Ontology annotation, molecular function: protein dimerization activity. Lineage: Eukaryota; Metazoa; Arthropoda; Insecta; Hymenoptera; Braconidae. The record is from RefSeq and is a predicted model, not a curated record.